UUUGGUUUUUAUAUUUAUUCUUAAUAUUGAUCUUUUUCCUAUUAUUUUAAUUAAAAAAUAGAGGUAUCAUGUAGCUUACGCUACACGCUAUGUAGCUUACAUUACACGCUAUUUGUUUUAGCAAAACCCAACAUGGAAAUCUGAGUUGGGUUGACACUGCCCAAUAGAUGGGAGGGAGGGAUUGAUCUUUGGCUGUUAUAGGAGGAUGGGGGGAAGACCUAAAAGGGCUUGGAUCGUGGUGGUGAGAAGGGAUAGGAAGGCUUGUUCACUUACCAAGUUUUACACCAUAGAAAUGAUUAGCAAAAAAGGAUUGUAAAGCUGAUCCCUAAUAACUAAACAAGAAUAAUGAUGAUGGUGAUGAUGGCAAUCUCUUUUGUUCCACAACAUUCUUCUUCUUCUUUAUUUAUUUAUUUAUUUAUUAUACAUGUCGACUAUGUUUCCUUUGAAUCUUAGAUCUAUCCAUGUCCCAUUCAUUGGCUUGGAAGAGGUCCUGUAAUUUUUUUACUUGGAUAUUGCAGAUUGGUGGAUAUGGAGUCCUCGGUUGAUGUAAUAAGAUCUUGCUUGGAUUCCAUUCAUCAGAUAUCAGACGAGGUUUCAGAUGCUACUGUGUAUCUAGAUGCUGGUUGUUCAGAGGCCUUCCAAUUUCUUGGUGCGUUGCCACUGUUGUUGGAACUUGGAGUGCGUGCUGUUUGCAGCUUGGAGAACAUGUCUCCACUUGAUGUUGUAAGUUUUGAUUUCCAUUUAAAAACUGGUUGGUGCAAGUGUUGCAUAUCAUGUUCAUCCCAUUUGUAACAAGGUUUAUAUAGAAUGUAAGUUGCUUGUGCUUGGCAUCCUCAAAAGGUAUGCGAGAUUUUACAGAGUUGUGGGUCGCCAUGAAAUUUUAGAUUUUCCAUUUGAAGGAGGGCCUUUCACUUGGUGUAACCACCAAGCAUAACCUGUAAUGUGUAGGUUUGGACCAGUUCCUAGUGGAUAGAGAGUGUGAGAAGCUCUUACCUAAUUCCAUUUGGACCAUCAUUCCCACGCCAAUAUCAGAUAAUAAUCCGGUACUGUAGGAUAACAUCCACUGGGGUCCGAGACCAUUCAAAUUCGAAAAUGAGUGCUUCAGAUUCCUGGGUUCUACAAUUAGGUGAAGGAUUGGUGGUUGGAAGCUGAUGUCGUUGGUUGGGCUGGUUUCGAAUUUUGUAAGAAUUGCAGAUUAUUAAAGCUAAUUUGAAAGUCUGCUCCAUACAAUUAUACAAAUUGAAGUUUAUUUUGCGUCACAUUGAGGAGUUGAUAAGGAGGUCUUGGCUAGUAUAGGGGACAAUGAGAGGAAAGAAAGAUUGGAGCUGAGAAGGGAGUAGAAAUUUCUCUCCCGGCAAGAGGAAAUUGCGUGGAGGCAAA
Molecule: messenger RNA, 1380 nt
Organism: Magnolia sinica
Lineage: Eukaryota; Viridiplantae; Streptophyta; Magnoliopsida; Magnoliales; Magnoliaceae
Product: sec1 family domain-containing protein MIP3-like
Exons: 2
Coding region: 529-792 (87 amino acids)
Source: RefSeq, a predicted model, not a curated record